Zasmidium cellare ATCC 36951 is the source of this 3531-nucleotide messenger RNA. RefSeq lists its product as uncharacterized. NCBI's taxonomy places the organism in Eukaryota, Fungi, Ascomycota, Dothideomycetes, Mycosphaerellales, Mycosphaerellaceae. Gene Ontology annotation, molecular function: ABC-type transporter activity; ATP binding; ATP hydrolysis activity. The record is from RefSeq and is a predicted model, not a curated record. Bases 1 to 3531 code for a protein of 1176 amino acids. Gene Ontology annotation, cellular component: membrane. Gene Ontology annotation, biological process: transmembrane transport. The transcript has 4 exons.
AUGAUUCAUGCUGGCAUGGAUGCAUGGGUGAAUUGGGUCAGCUUUGCAAUCUGUGCGACCCCAGUUCGCUCCCAACUUGCGGCACUCAUCUUUGCCAAACUAUUGAAGGCAAAAUGUGGCGUUGACCAGACUGCUCUUCCAGCAGAAACCAAACGUCAAGAUGCCUCCCCCACAGGCCUGGACGUCGAAGAGAGCCAUGAAGCUGAUGAAACAGACUCACUGCUCCCAAAAGACAAAAGCGAGGAUGCUGACGAAGACAAAGCUGCAAACGGUGCCGUAAAUCUGCUGGCGAUCGAUGUUCAGAGGAUUUCUAUAUUCGCUGGCUACAACGUUGACCUACUUCGCGGACUGGUCAAGAUCAUACUCUCCUCGAUAUUCCUGGUGUUCAUCCUCGGAUGGCAAAGUACUCUUGCUGGAUUUCUUGUUCCCAUCCUCCUACAGCCCGUGAGCAGUUGGGCCGCCAAUCAUUACACUGCCAGACAACUUUCUGUUAUGGCGGCUCGAGAUGAGAAAGCUUUCAUAGUGUCUGAAGUGCUACAAGGAAUACGACAAAUUAAACUCACAGCUACAGAAGACUUCUGGGAAAGGGCUAUCCUCAACGCCCGGGAGAAGGAGAUCCGAGCACAGUGGAGUGUCUUCGCCUGGGCCAUCUUCCUCACUGUGAUCUGGAUCACAAUGCCGGUAAUGAUCGGUGCGACCUCUCUGAGUGUGUACGCUGUUCUUGGCCGAAAUAUGGUACCAUCAGUUGCCUUUACAGCGUUGUCCCUAUUCUCGUCCCUCGAGUUCACGAUUGGUGCCAUACCCAACACAAUCACCGAGAUGCUGGAUGCACUAGUCAGCAUUGGUCGGAUAGAGCAGCACCUAAAGUCGCCGGAAGUUGGGAAUGCUGUAACGCCUGCCGAUGCCAUCGAGUUCGAAAAUGCAACCAUCGCGUGGCCGUCGCCUUUGCCAGAUCAUAUAAGCGGUCGUUUUACGCUGCGAGACCUGACGCUCAGGUUUCCGCCUAGGAAGUUGAGCGUAAUCCACGGCUCCACUGGUGUCGGCAAAAGCCUGCUUCUUGCUGCCAUCAUCGGCGAGGCCGAUCUUCUUGAGGGGACAAUCAAGAAGCCAACAAGACCCACUACCCACGAGCCAGGAAUACCAUCUAAUAACAAACUCGUAUCGAACACAUACGCUUUUGUUAGCCAGCAGCCAUGGAUCGAAAACGCUUCAGUCAGGUCGACAAUACUCUACGGGCUUCCAUACGACCGACAAAGAUACUUGGCAGCACUGCAUGCAUCUGCACUUGACCAGGAUUUGGAGAUUCUCCCUGAUGGCGACGAAACGGAGAUAGGACCAACAGGUGUAAAUCUAUCAGGAGGCCAACGCUGGCGCCUCACUUUUGCCAGGGCUCUGUAUUCAUCCGCUAGUACCCUUGUACUUGAUGACAUCUUCUCGGCCGUAGAUACGCAUGUCGGAAAGCACUUGCUUCAGCAUGGUAUCUGUGGUAAGCUCGCCGCUGACCGCACGAUCAUACUGGUCACUCAUCAUGUGGGUCUUGUGGCGUCAGUCGCUGAAUACAUGGUGAAUCUUGAUGAUCGAAGUAUCACCACUGGUAAAGUAUCACCAACGGAGGACCAUCUCAGCCUACCACUGUCUUCCAAGGACGCCCAAGUGGUCAGUCAUAACGAAGAAGACAAGGAUGCCGAAGCCGCUGCUGCAAAGCAACCGGCUAAGACGUUCGUAGCUGCUGAAUCUCGGGAACACGGCUCAGUCAAGUUUCAAGUCUACAGGACCUACUUCACAGCAUCCAAGGGCCGGAUAUACUGGGGCAUCGCCCUGGUCUUCUUCAUCUUUACGGCCGUCACAUCAGUAGGGCGUUCGACUUGGCUGGCGCUCUGGACAGAUCAAUACAAAGAACAGACGACCCCCGAGAUGGAAAGCUCUUCCACUCGUGGCCUUUGGUACUACCUUGGCAUCUACAUCGGCCUUUCGGCCAUCUCGAUAGUGCUUGUGUUUUCCAAGAUUGGCAUCAUACUUUUCGCAUCCCUGCGGGCCGCCCGAUACUUGUUCGAGAUGGCCAUCAAGAAUGUGCUGCGAGCCCCACUCCGUUGGCUGGACACAGAACCUUACGGACGUGUGUUGAAUCGCUUUGUUGGCGAUUUCGCCCUGAUCGACAGCAAGCUUGGUGGAGAUAUGAUGUGGUGUGCAGAAGGAGUCUUCUCUCUAGCUGCUAUCAUCGCAGCGUCAAUCUUCGUGUCGGCUUGGAUGCUGCUGCCCGUUGCAGUGCUUGCUGCCAUAGGUGUAUACAUUGCGUACCUCUUCCUCGACGGUGCCAGGGAUAUCAAGAGGCUGGAGUCGGUCUCGAAGUCACCAAUGUUCGAGCUCGUUGGAUCUACAGUUUCAGGCCUGUCCACAAUUCGUGCAUUUGGCAGAUCAGACGCAUACAUGGAGAAGAUGUAUUCCCUGAUCGAUACGUACGCACAGACGAGCUGGUACGUCCUCCUUGCGUCUCAAUGGAUGCGCUUCCGACAGGGCAUGCUGGGAGCGCUGUUCACGCUUUGCAUUGCUCUUGGAGUUGUCUUGUUCCCAACAAGUGCAAGUCUCGCAGGGCUGGCGCUCAGUUUCGCUCUCGACUACUCUUCCGUUGUUGAAAAUACAAUCACCCGGUACUCUGGGGUCGAGCUCGACAUGAACUCUGCUGAACGAGUCCUGGAGUACAGAGAUUUGACGACCGAGCCCCUGGGCGGCGAUGCUGCCCCUGCUGGGUGGCCUUCCCAAGGAAGAAUCCAUGUUCAGGAUCUACGGGCAGGAUAUGCUGUCGAUCUGCCGCCAGUUCUAAAUGGUGUCAACUUUGAUGUGCGUCCAGGCGAGAGAAUUGGCAUUGUUGGUCGGACCGGAAGCGGGAAAAGUUCCCUCACUCUGGCGCUCUUCAGGUUCAUCCAUGCCCGCACUGGUUCCAUCAAGAUUGACGAAGUUGAUAUCAAGAACUUGAAACUCCAAGAUUUGCGAAGUAACUUGGCGAUCAUCCCCCAGGAUCCAUUCUUGUUUAGCGGUACGAUUCGCAGCAAUCUUGAUCCUCAUGGACGCUGGACCGAUAAGGCUCUCCUGGAUGCAUUGAGGAGGGUUCGUCUCGUGGCGGGUUUCCAAGAUGCAAGUGUUUCGUUGAAUGGAACGUUGAGCCUUGAGUCUCCAGUGACACGCACGAAUCUGAGUCAAGGUCAAAAGCAACUGCUAUGCUUAGCUCGUGCCAUGAUCUCGCAGCCAAAGAUCCUUAUUCUUGAUGAAGCUACAAGUGCUGUCGACAUGACCACUGACAGCCUGAUUCAAAAAAGUAUUCGGGAGGACUUUGCUGGUAGCACCUUGCUUGUCGUGGCUCACCGACUUAGCACUGUAGCCGACUUUGAUCGAAUACUGGUUAUGAGCAAUGGCCAGGUGGUUGAGUUUGACACACCACAUGCAUUGGCGGGCAUGCCGAACGGGGUGUUUCGCAGUAUGAUGGAAAGCAGUGGCGAGUCGCAUGCCCUGCGGAAUUUGUUGCAGAAGCAGUAG